UCAUUAGCUAAGCAAAAGCAAAAUCCAAGUUUGUAGAGCUUCUUCGGUCCCUCUUAGUCCUACCGUCUUUGUAUGUACUCUCUUAUCUUUUCUAUUUCUUUUUUGUGCUUAAAACGAUCAAUUUUUGCUGAUCUUUUCUUCUUCUUUUUUCUUUAUGGGUAACGAUACUGAGUGCAGUUCACUAGAAGUUUCCGGGAAGUUUGGCCGUAGGAUGGCGUAUAUGUGUGCUGAUAAUGGAAAUCUAAUGGCAAUCGCUCAGCAAGUUAUAAAACAAAAGCAAGAGCAAGAGCAACAACAGCAGCAACAGGAAAACCAUCAGCACCAGCAGCAACUUCUUGGUCUAAAUCCUUUAUCCUUGAAUCCUUGGCCCAAUACCCACCAUGGCGUUACCUACUCCCCUAAUAUCGGGUACGGGCUUUCGGGACCGGGUUUUGCCGACCCGUUUCAGGGGGAUUCCGGGGAAGGGUUUCACUUCCCUAACAUGGAGAAUCAUCAUUCGAGUGGGUUUCGGUUCCCGGAUUUUGGUGGCGGUGCGGGUGGGUUUGACUCCGAUGAGUGGAUGGAUAGCUUAAUAAACUGUGGGCAUUCAACGGAUAGUUCGAAUCUACCGUCUGGAUGUGACGCGUGGCAGAACAAUGCUGAUUUCGGUCUCCACGGUGCUUAUCCGUUUAGUGCUUGCCCGAGUCGACUCAGCUUGGCGUGUUCUCCUCCGUCUAAUGUGAACCGAGUGAUUUUCUCAACAGAGGCGCAGGAAAACCCUAGUACUUCUCUUCAAGCUCAGCCGCAGACUAAGCUACCUGCGUGGCCGCCAUCCCCAUCUCCUCCGCCGCUACUAACUGUUAAAGAAACAAAAACAAGCAGUCCCCAGAACCCGAACCCAACCAACAACGAUGGUGCAGGCAUCUCUUCUAGUUCCCCCGAGACCGAGUUAGCUCCCCCGCUUUUAAAAGCUUUACUCGACUGUGCCAGGCUCGCUGAGUCGGAACCUGAACGAGCUGUUGAAACACUGGUUAGACUCAGGGAAUCGGUGUCAGAUUGUGGAGAUCCAACUGAAAGAGUGGCUUUUCACUUCGCCGAAGCUCUAUAUAGCAGAGUCUUCCUUCAAGCCGAUAAAAUAUCGACGAUGCUCGAAACUUCAUCGGAGGACUUCACUCUCUCUUAUAAAUCAUUAAACGACGCGUGCCCUUACUCAAAGUUCGCCCAUUUAACGGCAAACCAAGCGAUACUCGAAGCAACGGAGCGAUCGAGCAAGAUUCACAUAGUUGACUUCGGGAUUGUUCAAGGAGUUCAAUGGGCUGCUCUGUUACAAGCUUUAGCGACCCGAUCAGCUGGAAAACCUACCCGAAUCCGUAUCUCAGGUAUACCUGCACCAGCUUUAGGAUCAACACCUGCUCCUUCUCUUUAUGCCACUGGUAGUCGUCUACGUGACUUUGCGAAGCUUCUGGAUUUGAAUUUUGAGUUCGAACCAAUUCUAACUCCGAUUAUGGAACUUAACGGGUCGAGUUUCCGGGUUGAAGAGGAUGAGAUAUUGGCUGUGAAUUUCAUGCUUCAACUGUACAAUUUGUUAGAUGAGACUCCAGUCUCUGUGGAAACUGCUCUAGCUUUGGCUAAAUCUUUAAACCCAAAAAUCGUGACAUUGGGUGAGCACGAAGUAAAAUUGAACGGAGUCGGGUUCUUGAACCGAUUCAAGAACGCACUGAAGUAUUUCUCGGCCAUGUUCGAAUCGUUGGAACCUAACUUGCCUCGUGAUUCACGGGAGAGAAACCAAGUGGAGAGACUCUUAUUUGGUCGGAAAAUCGCGGGGGUUAUCGGACCAGAGGAAGCUGUAAACCGAAGGGAACGGAUGGAAGAUAAAGAGCAAUGGAAGGUUUUAAUGGAAAGUGCUGGUUUCGAGACUGUAGCCCUUAGCCAUUACGCGAUAAGUCAGGCCAAAAUUCUACUGUGGAAUUAUAAUUACAGCUCCUCGUAUUCAUUGAUCGAAUCCCAACCUGGAUUUCUCUCUUUAGCUUGGAAGGAUGUGCCUCUGCUCACUGUUUCUUCGUGGAGUUGAUGAUAUUUCGUGAGAGGAUUUAACGUCACUGUUGUCAAUAUUUUCCACCUGGUAGUUUUUCUCUGGUGUGGAAUGAGAAACAGAUUUUAAUGCGGGAAAGACUCGGUGAAACACAGUGGUGAAAAUUAAAGUGCAAUUGUUAUUCCCAUGGUUAUAUAAAUAUCUUCAAUUUGAAUUUGAUCUUAGGUUUUUCUUUGGUA
Hibiscus syriacus is the source of this 2250-nucleotide messenger RNA. Its product is annotated as SCARECROW-LIKE protein 7-like. The coding region runs from base 155 to 2050 and encodes 631 amino acids. Gene Ontology annotation, molecular function: DNA-binding transcription factor activity; sequence-specific DNA binding. Gene Ontology annotation, biological process: regulation of DNA-templated transcription. Gene Ontology annotation, cellular component: nucleus. The transcript has a single exon. Lineage: Eukaryota; Viridiplantae; Streptophyta; Magnoliopsida; Malvales; Malvaceae. The record is from RefSeq and is a predicted model, not a curated record.